AUGGGCAAGAAAGCUAUCCACUUCGGCGGCGGCAACAUCGGCCGUGGCUUUGUUGCCGAAUUCCUGCACACUGCCGGUUACGAAGUCGUCUUCGUCGAUGUUAUGGACAAUAUCAUCAACGCCCUGCAGACUCAAAAGUCCUACCAGGUCACCGAGGUCAGCGAGGACGGCGAGACCACCAAGACUAUCACCAACUACCGCGCCAUCAACUCCAAGACCCAUGAGAGCGACGUCAUCCAGGAGAUCUCCACCGCCGACGUGGUCACCUGCGCCGUGGGGCCCAACGUGCUCAAGUUCAUCGCCCCCGUCAUCGCCAAGGGCAUCGACCUGCGCACCAUGCCCAAACCGCUGGCCGUGAUUGCCUGCGAGAACGCCAUCGGCGGCACCGACACCCUGCGCAAGCACAUUGAAGAAAAAACCGACGCGCAGCGCCUCACGAGCAUGGGCGAGCGCGCCCAGUUCGCCAACUCCGCCAUCGACCGCAUCGUUCCCGCGCAAGCACCUGACAGCGGCCUGAACGUGCGCAUCGAGAAGUUUUACGAGUGGGUCGUCGAGCAAACCCCCUUUGGCAGUGUCGGCCACCCGGAUAUCCCCGCCAUCCACUGGGUUGAUAACCUGGAGCCUUACAUCGAGCGCAAGCUGUUCACCGUCAACACCAGCCACGCCACGGCCGCGUACUACGGCUACUAUGCCGGCAAGAAGACCAUUGCGGACGCACUGAAGGAGCCCUUCAUCCGGAAUCAAGUCCGCGAUGCACUCAAGGAGACCGCUUCGCUGAUCACCGCCAAGCACGAGAUCUCGGCGCAGGAGCAGCAGGACUAUGUCGACAACAUUGUCAGCCGCAUCUCCAAUCCCUACCUGGAAGAUAGCGUCGAGCGCGUCGGCCGCGCGCCCAUGCGCAAGCUGUCCCGCAAAGAACGGUUCAUUGGGCCUGCCGCGCAGCUGGCUGAGCGGGGAAUGAAGUUCGAUGCGCUGUUGGGCUCGGUUGAGAUGGCGCUCCGCUUCCAGAACGUCCAGGACGAUGCCGAGAGCGCUGAGCUGGCCAAGGUCCUGAAGGAGAACUCACCGGCUGAUGCAACAGCCUUGUUGACGGGUCUGGAGCGCACCCACCCACUGUUCCAGCCUGUCCUGAAGGUGGUCGCUCACGUACAGUCAGAGUCCAAGGAGACCGGCCAACCGCGCAUUUGA
Molecule: messenger RNA, 1188 nt
Organism: Penicillium lagena
Lineage: Eukaryota; Fungi; Ascomycota; Eurotiomycetes; Eurotiales; Aspergillaceae
Product: mannitol-1-phosphate 5-dehydrogenase
Exons: 1
Coding region: 1-1188 (395 amino acids)
Biological process (GO): mannitol catabolic process
Cellular component (GO): cytosol
Molecular function (GO): mannitol-1-phosphate 5-dehydrogenase activity
Source: RefSeq, a predicted model, not a curated record